Molecule: messenger RNA, 1464 nt
Organism: Linnemannia hyalina
Lineage: Eukaryota; Fungi; Mortierellomycota; Mortierellomycetes; Mortierellales; Mortierellaceae
Source: the annotation of a GenBank genome assembly
AUGGCUAACUCGACUCUGACUACUUUGGACUUGAAUGGCAACUCGAUCGGAGACGAUGGAGCUGUUGCGCUGUCGGAGGCACUCAAGACCAACUCGACUCUGACCACAUUGCUCUUGGCUGACAACUCGAUUGAAUACGAUGGAGCUGUUGCGCUGUCGGAGGCACUCAAGGCCAACUCGACUCUGACCACUUUGGACUUGAGUACCAACCCGAUCUAUGAGAACGGAGCUCAGGAGCUGUCUGAGGCACUCAAGAUCAACUCGACUCUGACCACUUUGCUCUUGAAUGACAACUGGAUCUGCGAGAACGGAGCUCAGGCGCUGUCGGAGGCACUCAAGACCAACUCCACUCUGACCAUUUUGGACUUGAAUAGUAACCCGAUCGGACCCUAUGGAGCUCAUGCGCUGUCUGAGGCACUCAAGACCAACUCGACUCUGGUCACUUUGAGCCUGGAGCGCAACUCGAUCGAAUCCAACGGAGUUGUUGCGCUGUCUGAGGCACUCAAGACCAACUCGGCUCUCACCGCUUUGAACUUGGCGGGCAACUCGAUCGAAUCCAUCGGAGCUGUUGCACUGUCGGAGGCACUCAAGACCAACUCCACUCUGACCAUCUUGGACUUGAAUAGUAACCCGAUCGGACCCUACGGAGCUCAUGCGCUGUCAGAGGCGCUCAAGACCAACUCGACCCUAACCACUCUGAGCUUGGAGCGCAACUCGAUUGGACCCAACGGAACUGUUGCGCUAUCCAAGGCACUCACGACCAACUCGACUCUGGCCACUUUGAACUUGUGGGGCAACUCGAUCGGAGAAAAUGGAGCUGUUGCGCUAUCUGAUGCACUCAAGACCAACUUGACCCUAACCACUUUGGACUUGCAGUACAACUCGAUCGGACUCAAUGGAACUGUUGCGCUGUCUGAGGCACUCAAGACCAACUCGAGUCUGACCACUUUGAACUUGAGUCUCAACUCGAUCGGAAACAACGGAGCUCAGGUUCUGUCUAAGGCGCUCAAGACCAACUCAACUCUGACCACUUUGAACUUGGAGCGCAACUCGAUCGGACCCAACGGAGCUGUGGCGCUGUCUAAGGCACUCAAGACCAACUCCACUCUGACCACUUUGAACUUGUGGGACAACUGGAUCAGAGAAAAAGGAGCUCAGGCACUGUCUAAGGCACUCAAGACCAACUCGACUCUGAUCACUUUGAACUUGGGGGUCAACUCGAUCGGAGACAACGGAGCUCAGGCGUUGGCUGAGGCACUCAAGACCAACUCGACUCUGACCACUUUGAACUUGUGGGACAACUCGAUCGGAUCCUAUGGAGCUCAGGCGCUGUCUGAGGCACUCAAGACCAACUCAACUCUGACCACUUUGGACUUGACCAGCCGCUCGACCGGAUUUAACGGAGCUCAGGCACUGUCUGAGGCACGCAACAUCAACUCCAUUAUGGGCGUCGUAUUUCAGUGA